Oreochromis aureus is the source of this 1705-nucleotide messenger RNA. RefSeq names its product programmed cell death 1 ligand 1-like. The record is from RefSeq and is a predicted model, not a curated record. The coding region runs from base 385 to 954 and encodes 189 amino acids. Lineage: Eukaryota; Metazoa; Chordata; Actinopteri; Cichliformes; Cichlidae. The transcript has 5 exons.
CUGCAGCUCACCUGUGGACUCCACCAUGAUUGUUUGACUAUAAAAAGAGAAACUGUGUCUCUGCUGCUCCGAACUAUUCACACUUGAAUGAGAACAUGAAGUGACGCUGCAGUGGAUCUUCCCUCAUCCUUAAAGUGCAGCUGUGGAUAAUCUGUUGAAGAACCCACAUAUUUCAUGUCAUCUGGUGGAGCUUUAUCAAAGAUGUGUCAGCUUCAGUGUGAAAUAUGAUGCUGUUGACUAAAUCACAAGAAACCCAAGACCCAGCCUGUUUGUUUGAGGGAUAAUUAGAUGCCAACUGAAUCAGAGUAAACUCAGCUUCUCUGGGAUCUUUACAAAAUAAGCUCAUUAUGAGACUCUGAUGUUGAAACCCACAGAAAAGAGAAGAUGGAUGCUGUGAAAAUAUCCUGCUGGACUCUGGAGUGUGUCUGCCUCCUGCUGUCUGUAACUGCAGAUCAGAAAAUCAUCACAGCCGAGUCUGGACAGAACAUCACGCUGCCGUGUCGAGCUCCAAAUGAGAACAAAACCAUCACAGUAGUAGAGUGGAGCAGAACUGAUCUGGAGUCAGAACAUGUGCUUUUGUACCGAGAUGAACAGUUUGAACCAGAAGAGCAGCAUCCAUCUUUUAAGAACCGGGUGGAUCUGCAGGACAGACAGAUGAAGGAUGGAGACGUGUCUCUGAUUCUGAAGAAUGUGACGACUGCUGAUAGUGGAACAUACGAGUGUCGAGUCUUCAUGGGAAAAAAACGACGCAGGAAAAGAGCUAAGCUGAAUACUGACCCCAUCAGUGUCAUCAGCCUGAGUGUUGUUGUUCCUCCAGGUCAGACAAGAAGAUCUGUUGGAGUGAUGCUCAGUGUGUCACUUCUUGUUGCUGCUGUCAUUGGUUUUCUGAUCUACAAACAAGGAUCACCAACCUUGUCCUUGAACUGUCUCAGAGGUGUUCCAGCUAAUUCGUGAGCCUCCUGCUGCUGUUUCAGCUUCUCAGAGGUGACACAGAUCAUCCAGUGGAGAGACAGACGAGGACAUCCUGAAUUUGUUGUUCAGCAUCUUUGUGAAAGUCUUGAACAUUUUCCUUUGGACAUGUUGGACUUUAACUAAAGAUGCUUUCAGUCCAAAAGUCUUUUUCUUCCUGUUGUUUGGUGCAAAGCGUCGACGAUCGUCUAGAAAACAUUUUCAUCUUUAAUCCUGGUUUCAGGUGAAAGUUUGUCUUUAGCUCCUCACUGUCCUGAUGAGCUGCAUGAACACCAGCUGGAAGUCAGUUUGUUAAUGAGAAGUUUGGACUCUUUUUCUUUUAUAUAAACAUAUAAAACAUGUAAAUUACAGACGUGUCCUGUUUCCACUGUGAGUGUAGCUGUUAGCUCGUGACCUCCUGCUGAGCUGAAGCCUCAGACUGUUUCUGUAGUUUAAAUAGACGAGACAUCAUUCAUACAUCUGUGCGUGUUCAUUGUAUGCAGCUUUUAUUUAUGUCAGUUUGAGCACUGCAUGAACUGUGAAACUCUUUAUUUAUAUUACAGAUUUUAUUCUUUUAUGUUAUUAUUAAUGAUAAAAUGAGUGAGUUUUUCUGUACAGAUGAAUUUUCUUUGAUCAAAAACUUUGUGAGCUGAGUCUGAUGUUGUUUCCUGAGCAUGUCUCCUCCACUCUGCUCUUUCUACUGAGAAUGUGUUUAAUCAGUUUUUUGUUUCCAAUGUUUUUGACUGUAAAUAAAGUG